Chrysoperla carnea is the source of this 1524-nucleotide messenger RNA. Its product is annotated as zinc finger protein OZF-like. Lineage: Eukaryota; Metazoa; Arthropoda; Insecta; Neuroptera; Chrysopidae. Bases 1 to 1524 code for a protein of 507 amino acids. Gene Ontology annotation, molecular function: DNA-binding transcription factor activity, RNA polymerase II-specific; RNA polymerase II cis-regulatory region sequence-specific DNA binding. The record is from RefSeq and is a predicted model, not a curated record. Gene Ontology annotation, cellular component: nucleus. The transcript is spliced from 4 exons. Gene Ontology annotation, biological process: regulation of transcription by RNA polymerase II.
AUGUCAGUCGAAGAAAUAUUAGAAGAACCUGUUGAAAUAGAACAUGUAUCAAUUAAAGAAGAACCUGUUGAAAUAGAACAUGUAUUUAUUAAAGAAGAAAUAUUAGAAGAACCUGUUGAAAUUAAACAGGAAGAAAAUCAUUUAAAUGACUCAAUCACAGAAUAUGAAAAUAUUAAACUUGAACAACAAUUAAAUACAGAAAUUGUAAUAGAAGACGAAAUUUUGAAUGAAAAUAUCUUAGAACAUCAACAAACUGAUAUCGAAGACAAACAGUUAACAUGUGAAAUUUGUGACAAAAAAUUUACUGAAAGAAAUGAAAUAUUUAAAGAAACUGUUUAUGAAAUAGAACAUGUAUCAAUUAAAGAAGAAAUACCAGAAGAAACUGUUAAAAUAGAAAAUGUAUUUAUUAAAGAAGAAAUAUUAGAAGAACCUGUUAAAAUUAAAGAGGAAGAAAAUCAUUUGAAUGACUCAAUCACAGAAUAUGAAGAUAUUAAACUUGAACAACAAUUAAAUACAGAACUUAUAAUUAAAGACGAAAUUUUGAAUGAAAAUCUUUUAGAACAUCAACAAACUGAUAUCGAAGACAAACAUUUUUCAUGUAAAAUUUGUGGUAAAACGUUUAUUCUAAAAGAAGAUUUUUUUAAGCAUGAGUUCAUUCACACUCGGGGAAAAAGUUUAUCGUGUGAAAUUUGUAAUAAAACAUUUAGUGAUAGAAGUAAUUUAAUUAGACAUAAACGGAUUCAUACCGGACAAAAACCAUUUACAUGUGAGGUUUGUGAAAAAAAAUUUAAUCAGAAAAGUGAUUUAAACCUACAUAAACGAAUGCAUACUGGAGAAAAACCAUUUAAUUGUGAAGUUUGUGAUAAGAAAUUUACACGGAAAAGAGGUUUACUUAUCCAUAAACUCAUUCAUACGGGAGAAAAACCAUUAACAUGUGAAUUUUGUGAGAAAAUUUUUUUCCAGAUACAAGCUUUAAAUAGACAUUUAAAAAUACAUACUGGAGAAAAACGAACUAUUUGUGAAGUUUCUGAUAAGGAAUUUACUUGUGACGUUUGUGAUAAGAAAUUUACUCAGAAAUCUAGUUUAAUUCAACAUAAACUACUUCAUAGUGGAGACAAAAAGUUUUCAUGUGAGUUUUGUGACAAAAAAUUUUCCCAGAUGCAACAUUUAAAUAGACAUCGAAGAAUACAUACAGGAGAAAAACCAUAUUCUUGUGAGUUUUGUGAUAAAAAAUUUACUGAUCAUAGCAAUUUAGUUGUUCAUGAACGACUUCAUAAAGGAGAAAAACCUUUUUCUUGUGAAGUUUGUGAUAAAAAAUUUAGUCAAAAAAUCAAUUUAACUUUACAUAAAGGUAUUCAUUUUUGUGAAAAACCUUUGAAUGUGAAAUCUGAAACUGUUAGUGAACAAUUUCCUUGUGAUAUUUGUAAAAAAAUAUUUUAUCAGCAACAGAAUUUAUCUAAACAUAAAAGGAUUCAUAUUGGCGAAAAUCCAUUUACAUGUGAAGAUGCUGAACCAGUACUUUGA